AUGUUGAGUGUUGCCUCUUGGAAUACCCGUGGUCUCUGCAACCUCUCCCAUCAAAGGGCUGUGAGAGAUCUCAUUCGGGAAUCCAAUCUUCAUGUCUGUGCUGCUCUUGAGUCGCGUGCUUCUGUGUCUUCUCUUCCUUCUAUCUGUGAGCGUGUUUUUGGGUCUUGGUCCUGGGCUUCUAAUGGUUCUCUUUGCCUUAGAGGAACCCGUAUCAUUGUUGCUUGGAACCCUGUCCAUGUAGACAUGAUGCUUUUAAAUGCCACCGAUCAGGUGAUGCAUUUUCAGGUUAAGAUUCGUGACUCCUCUAAGAUUCUUUUCCUGUCCAUGGUGUAUGCGGAAAAUUACCAUAUCGCCCGUCGCCAGUUAUGGGCUUCCCUUAAAGGCCAUAAGCAUGUCGUUAAGGACACCCCAUGGUUUAUCAUGGGAGAUUUCAAUGUUGCCCUUGAUCCUAAGGACAACUCGUCUGGCACUUCGGGUCCUAAUCGUGGUAUGGAUGAUUUUCGUCAAUGUGUCCGACACCUUGAGGUGGAGGAUGUCAACUACAAGGGUCUGUUUUUUACCUGGACUAAAAACCCCAACGGUACGGGAGGUCUUCUUAAAAAGAUUAACCGUAUCUUGGGCAAUUCUCAUUCUCUUGCCCGUUUCCCUUCUGCUUCUGUUGUCUUUCUUCCUUAUCGGAAUUUGGAUCACAGCCCGGCGGUUCUUACUCUUCCGUCUGGCUCUCCUCGUAAACCCAAACCCUUCAAGUUCCCCAAUCUUCUUACGUACAAAGAGCCUUUUCUGAAUGUUGUGUCCUCUCAUUGGCACCCUGAUCUUGUUGGUCGUGAGAUGUAUAAGAUUUCUCAAAAUCUGAAAAAUCUCAAAGGGCCCCUCCGUAAGAUGCUUAGUGAUCAGGGUAAUCUUCAUUCUAAAGUUGCUAAGUUACGACUUGAGCUUGACAGGGUCCAGAUUGCGCUGGAUAGGGAUCCUGAAAAUGGGGCCCUCCGAGAGGAACAUUGUGGGUAUUUAUCUACCUACAAUAGUGCCUGCCUUGAUGAGGAACGGUUCCUGAUGCAAAAAGCCAAGAUCAAUUGGCUCCAUGAAGGAGACCGAAAUUCUUCUUUCUUUCAUAAGUCGGAUUGGAGGCUAGAAAAGAAGUCAUCUGACGUAUUUGUGCCUGAUAAUAACAUUAAAGAUGAUGCAAGAAGUAGCAGAUUUAGUUCUACGUCAGAUACAAAUGUAGACGAAGAGGCACCUCUAAUGGCAUCUUCAAGGCUGUCAUAUAUUGGACGUUCACAGCUUAGUAGCCGAGAUGCAUAA
Cynara cardunculus var. scolymus (artichoke) is the source of this 1299-nucleotide messenger RNA. RefSeq lists its product as uncharacterized. Gene Ontology annotation, molecular function: catalytic activity. The transcript is spliced from 2 exons. The record is from RefSeq and is a predicted model, not a curated record. Bases 1 to 1299 code for a protein of 432 amino acids. NCBI's taxonomy places the organism in Eukaryota, Viridiplantae, Streptophyta, Magnoliopsida, Asterales, Asteraceae.